GCCUAUUGCGUUUGUAUCGCUACUGCUCUCCUACAGACCAGCGGUCUCCUUCCUUCACCCACUAUCGUUACUGACGAAGAUGGCAAUUUAACGUGGGAGGAUCAGCAUCUGGACAUGAUCCGAAAAUGGGCUACAGCUGCCGAAUCCCUGAUUCACGGACGUGCAUCCGGUCUCGAUGCGGCCGUAUGCACUUACGAAAAACCCGACCGAUGUCGGAAGCACGCUGACGAGUUCUCGAAUAACGUCAUCACGGGCAUGCUGGUGUUCUGUGAUAAUCCGUUAAUGUUCCCCGAUGUGGUCGAAGGCAUUUUCACGUCAAUUGACGCUAUUUCACGAGAAGCAGCCAAGAUUCUGCAUCGACCACCAGAAGAGAAUGGCGAGACACUGGAUAAACUCGUGAACGGCGGCCAUGGCACGUCUGUGCCAGACAACGACCACCACUCGCUUCAGCCGAAUCGUGGCGGAAGCGUGCGUUCGUCGACGUUCUCCUCGUAUGUGGCUGGCGGCAAGCGUGGCAGUUCGGCUUCUGCCGUUUCCGCAACAUCAGAGAAAGGAGAACUCGUCGACACGUUCAGCAAGCUUAACGAUCUCUGUCGAAUAAACAAUCAGCUACUCAUUGGAUUGGGUGUCGGCCAUCCAAAAGUGGAUCAAAUUUGCACUACUCUAGCUAGAUAUGGUAUUCAUCCCAAAAUGACUGGUGCUGGUGGUGGCGGGUCCGUGUUUGCGUUCUUGAAACCAGACACACCACAAACGCUGCUGGACAUGAUCAGUGGCGAAUUAAUAAAGCUCGGCUACGAGGUAUGGCAACCGCCCUUGGGCGGCCCUGGAGUCAUUGAGCACCAAAGGCGGCCCGAUCUGUUUCUGACGCCGACGCCAUCGACAACGUGCUCCACCCCUGCGUCAAAGCAUAAG
Molecule: messenger RNA, 912 nt
Organism: Ostertagia ostertagi
Lineage: Eukaryota; Metazoa; Nematoda; Chromadorea; Rhabditida; Trichostrongylidae
Source: the annotation of a GenBank genome assembly